Molecule: messenger RNA, 5618 nt
Organism: Fopius arisanus
Lineage: Eukaryota; Metazoa; Arthropoda; Insecta; Hymenoptera; Braconidae
Product: transmembrane protein 223
Exons: 5
Coding region: 185-952 (255 amino acids)
Biological process (GO): nervous system development
Cellular component (GO): mitochondrion
Source: RefSeq, a predicted model, not a curated record
UCUCCUCAGGGAGUCGCUCAGAAUUCACCAAAUAUUCUUCUGCUCCUCCACAAUUUUUUUUAUAAUUAGUGAAACAGAUAAUUUACCAAAUUCGUUUCUAAUUGUAAUAAUUUAGGCAAAGUAUUUACGCUUAGUUUUGAUUACAUUUCCCAACAUUUACUCAUUUCCUCAGUGAAGGGAAGCGAUGUUUCGAAAUCUGAUGACGAUAAUUUCUCCUGUACGCUCAAAUGUACUACGACGAUGGCCGCAAACGAAAGAGCAUGUGCAGUGCUAUGGAAUUUCCAGGCUAUGGAGCUUCGGCUCGAGAUAUCAGGGGAUUUGUAAUAAGUUGACACCUCAAUUGGUAACAUCUUCAACAUCAAAACAUAAGAGAACUUUUGCUACUGAGUCGAUUACUAGAAUUAAUACGAAUGUAGCAAACAACGUAAUUCUCUGGAAAUAUGAAAAUCCAAAACAUUUUCAACGAUUCCAUAUGUUCAGUAUUGUCCAAUUUAUCAUCUUAAUGGCGUGCAGUUACACAUCAUGGAAGUACAUCCCGAUAUUCGAGGAGGAUAUGUCAUGGAAGGAAUAUGCUAAGAAAUCGUACUUGUGGGGUUCAUUGUGUUUUUUUGCAGCAUUCGCAGCAAUUGGCACCACAAUGAUGAUCUGGAUCUUCACCUGUAAAUCAUUGAAAUAUAUCAUCUUGAAUAAAGGCGGCUCUUCUGCAACUCUAGUAACUUAUCAUCCUACUAAAGGGUCUACGGCGAAAAUUGUACCCCUUGAAGAUAUUGUCAUCAAGAAAGACAGAAAUGACGUUGGAGCCUUCAUCUCUUUGAAAGUGACGGGCACUCGAUUUUUUUAUCUGGUAGAUAAAGAUGGUAUUUUUGUGAAUCCACACCUAUACGAUCAAACAAUAGCCCUUGAUCGACUUUCAAAAUUUACUCCGAAAACAAAUCCUGACUCUAUUCUAUAGUAGAUAAUGAAAUGUGUAUUUUCCUUAAGUACUACGGCCCAAUCGACGAUUUGCGGCACUAUUGCAGCAAAAUGGCCGUCUUUUGCGUUCCCUAAAAUAGGGAUAAGUGUGACAUCAAGAGUACAAUGUCUAAAAGUUGGAAAUUCUCAUCGCCCUGAUUAUGAAUAUGCUAGAAAAAAUUUCUAACGCGUUUAAUGUUCGAUGAAAAAUGCCGAUGAGGAUCAGUUAAUUAAAGAAUUUAUUGGGUAAUGAAUGUGAACAUAAUGGAGAAGGUAACGAUGGAUGUAAAUUAAAGCAAUUUCUCUCUCAUACGAACUCCAGUCGUUUACUGUCCAACAGAAAAGACCGAAGAUAAUCCUUUAAAAAAUGACUAAUUUGGAGAUUUUCAGGGAAGAUAUAUCACGCAGGCGCACAUAAGAAUGCUUUCCAUGAGCACCGGUUCUAAUCGAAAAUUUUACUUACCGUUACUCCGAAGACAUUUUAUUUUAAAUUAACGUAGUUUCCCCAUCACUAGCCCCGGACAUAACAUCGAGUGCACUUGACUAAUGUAUAUUUGAACUAGAAAUCUUACUACAUUCUUCUUUCCAACAACGGAACUCUUCGCCGUCUAAUAUUUAUCUAGGAAUCACUGUAUAAUAAUAAAAAAAAGGUAGAAAUUAGGGUGUCUAUUGUAGAAUGUCAGAAGAGACAAUUAUAAACGAAAUCUGGGGGAAUUAAUAACCAAACGAUAAGAAAAUGGUGUAGCUCACCGUGGGGAUAAGCACAAUUGUUGAGGUAGGGACAGAAAAAGUAUUUUUAACUACUUCGGUUGAUUUCCGAAAAUUAAUUCGAUAUCAACUACUAUACUGUGCACUACGUGCGAUGACAAGAGAGGAAGGAUCACGAGGAAUCUGGGAUCGUGGCUCGGAAACGGAAGAAGAGAACGACAAGAAUCUCCAAAGUGAGUUUGUGGCUACGUUAGUAACGAUUCUUUCCCCUUUUCAACGACUUUACAAUUUUGGAGCAUUUUUCAGCAUUUUUCUAGUUUUCUUGUGGAGGGUUAGGUUGGGCUUCCGGUGAGUAAGCGUGAAAAGGUUUCUUUACGGCAAACGAAAGCCAGUGGCUGUACGAAACAAGUUUGCUAUUAAAAGCCGAAAAUUGACGCAAUGAUUAAUUAACUUGACGUAGUCAAUUAUCGAUCUUUACGAGUGAAAUUAAGUAACGAUGAGCGCGAGACUCUCUCUCGAGGUUUUCCAAAAUUGCGUCCAUUGGAUUUGGCGUUCUCGAUUUCAGAAGUUUGGUGGAUUAAUUGAUAUAGUAAUUUCCUUUUUCCAACCCGAGCAACGAGGCAUAUCUUCUUGAACCUUGAGUGAAAUGCUAGAUAAUUUUGAAGCUUGUGUGGUACUUGAGGGAUUAUUUUUCCAACGGAUAUGUCGGCCAAUAGAAUUGCACCAUGAGGCGAACCUCACAGUUCAGAAAAAAGAAUUUCAUAUGUGUCAGUUCGUCGUGGAGUUAAUUUGACUGAAUAAUGUUUUGUUUUUUAUAUAGUAACUACGAGAGAGAAUCAUCAAUCAAAAAAUUAUCAGUAGUAAUACCACUAGUGCUCCAAAAUAUCCGAUGAAUUUUGGAGCACGAGUGGUAUUUGACGGAAUAUUUCCCGAGUCGGAUUUCGGUCAAGCAGGGUGCAGUAUUUGAGGUUGUCAUUGCUCUCCAUCCAUUUGUCAUCCAAAAUACUUACUGUAGAGGUGUUAGAAUGUGAGGAACACUGGAAGCAUCAGCAAUAGUCUCUUUUGACGUAGCUUGUUCUAAUGAAUAUCCUUUCUGUCCACAGAAAUUUGAGAACUGUCGCCAAACGCAUUCCUUCGAUUUCACUGUGUUUAUUGGCACAUUUUCACUUAUGGAUUCAUUAAUUCCUCUCAGGGAAACCACUCCGAAGCGAUUCAUAUUGAAAUUAUGUGUUAAAUAGCCCUUUUUUCUCUCAAACUGUCAAAUUAAAUAUUGAACGUGAAAUGCGUCAAAAGAUGAGACAUUUGAAAAUCUACUAAUGAAUUUCCGUCGGAAAUUUUUAAGAAAUUUCCGAAAUAAAACUCUUUGACGACCUCAAAUACUGCGCUCUGAUUGGCCGAGAUCCGACCGAGGAAAAUAUUCAGUUUAAUACCAUGUAGAUUGUACCAUUUGCUGCGCAUAGUACAAUUCUAUUGGUCGAUAUUUGGGUUGGAAAUACAAUCCUUCAUUGGAGACACAUUCCGGAUGUAUGAGCUGUGGAUAACUAUGAAUACUAUUUUCUUUUGUUGAAUUUCUUCGUUUUGCAUUACGUUUUGUCAUUCCUUCGUUUUAGAUUUAAUUAUUCGAGGAGUUAAGAUUUCGAUAAAUUCAGGUUACGAGGUCGAAUUAUUUAUUUAGGUCCGGGCUAAAAAUUACCUAACGCCCGUUGUUGAAUUUUGUCAGGUUUUAUGAGGGUUAGGAGAAGUAGGGGGAAGGUAACUAGCACUUUAACCCCUAUACAAAAAACUCAUGCUAUACACUUCGCUAAAAACUAGUAUCAUCACAUUAAAAGAUAAUUCUAAUGGAUAUCGAGUGUAACGUGGUAUUUUUGAUUUCGACCGUUCGUCGGUUUUUGGAAUGUCCAGACGAGAAGUAACCAGUGGCGAGGCAAGAGUCUGUCUUUUAUAAAAAUUCAUUUUAUACUGUUUUUGCUUUUAUUAUUUUUUUUUCAUUAUAUCGAGCCAUGUUUCACCGCUCAUCUCGGACUCAUCGUGGGAUUUUGGAUACUGUCACAUUACUCUCUUUUGUUGGAGAACGCAAGGAGGUUCGGGAAAGAGUGUGGAGUUUCCGCCGGGAGAAACUGAGUGGUGGCGCCAGCGUCCGGAGCUAGAAUUUGUUUCGCUCCAAAUCAGCAAUUAGGCGGAAUUUUAACGACGGAAUUUUUGAGCUCUAUAAAGUAGAACAAUUGGACUGAUUUUAAGAAAAAUAAUUUUGGGUUUGUUGAUGGUUUAGGAAUCCCCAAUAUUACUUAUGGCAAUUAUGUGUCAGUUGGACUCCUAUAAAAAUUAUAUUAUUAAGUUGAUUGGCUGUGCUGAUUAACAGCCAAUCCGAAAACUCGUGUGUCGGUGACGAGCCAAUCAUGGCUUUGGCAGGUCUCGUCACCUGUUGAGCAUUGUCGUUCCGCGAUUUAACGACACUUCUCGUUUGGACGCCGGACCAGUGACAGCAAAACUGUUAGUUGUAAAUUUUUUUUUUUGUGAAGACAUUUUCGGGCGAAAGGAAAAGACCACGGAGGAUAUAGACGAAUCUGGGAGAUUCCUCACUGCUCUGGGACCUCAUUUCAUAAAGUUCGGUGAGCGGUGGAUUUAUUAAAAUUGUUUAUUGUAUUUCGAAGCAUUUUUGAUUCUCUCAUUCUUGUUAAUUAUUGAACUCAUUGUCCAUGGCAUUGACGCCAUUUUCGAGUAUUCCGAUUUCUGGUUUGUUUAGUCUCGUUCGGUAGAGUCAUGAUAAUUUUGUUAGCGUUAAAUUUCAAUGACUCGUUAUGAUAUUGAGUUUUCCUUGACUUAGAACUAUCGUGGUCUUAACUGAGUAAUUUAACGACUCGUGCCUCUCUCCUAAAUUAUAUUUUGGAAUUUAUUUUUGCUUCUAUUAUCGAUUUUCUUUUGUCUGGCGAAGUGGUAUAAUCUCGAGAUCAGUGUUGUUAUCCUCGAGGUUUUAAUUGAUAUUAUCGCGGCCUGUAAAGCCACAAAUACUUUUGAUUGAAUUUUAUGUAAUAAAAUUUAUCUUUUUGCAUUGGAAGGGGAAUUGCAACGUUUGUCGACGCUCGAGAUUUGUGUUUUGCCGGUAACCCUUUCGGUUACUUUCGACGUUUGUUUACGUUCUCUCGAGGCAAUUCCCCUCUCAAUUGCUUAACUCUCUUCGUUUUAUUGUAUGAGUGGACACGCUUGUUCCUCGUGUUAAAUGUAGAUUCCGUCACCGUAUGAAAAUUCUGACUUAACAAUUACUAGCUGUUUUAUCGAUUUCUUAGAAUCUUGACCCUAGCAUUUCUGAUUUAUUCUGACUUGUUAUUUUCGACUAGUAAUUUUACUUAUUGACUGAUGGUUAGGGAAUUUGUUUGUAAAUUAUUUGUUCGUGUCUUUGUUAAUUAAUUUAUUUUCUUUGUGACCGAGGACAGCGUGAUCCCAUAGUUGAGAGUAAGACGGCGUUUUUGAGAUACUUUAUUUUGUUCCGAUAACUUAUAAUAUUAUUAAAUCAAGAAUUUGUUACCCCGCAAACAUUGAAUUAAUUUUGAGUUACAAUAACCCACUGAGAAGAGAUAAGUUAAGUUUAUUUUCAGUGACAAAUGAAAAAAUAUUUUCAGUGACAAAUUAAAAAAUAGAAAUGCAUAAUUUGGCAUCUCAUGGUGGUUGACACCUAACCCUUUUUCAAUGUUUUUCACGUUCUUCAUUUAUCCUUGGAAAUGAACAAUUUUUCUAAAAAACCGCUCUUUACUGCACCCUAAAGUAUGAAAUGUAUUUUGAAAAUACAGGUUUCCAAAACAAGAGAUGUUUUAGAAAUAAUUAAGGAAAAUGCCUUGCAAAAUGUGAAAAUACUUAAUUAAUUGUUGAUUAUCCAUACAUGUGUUUUGAGAGAAAAAUAAUGGAUUAUUUCACGUAGCCAUUAUUUUUGGGGCCAAAAUGUAAGUGGCAAGCACCCCAAAAAA